Messenger RNA from Thunnus maccoyii (southern bluefin tuna), 2810 nucleotides. Its product is annotated as protein FAM53C-like. Gene Ontology annotation, cellular component: nucleus. Lineage: Eukaryota; Metazoa; Chordata; Actinopteri; Scombriformes; Scombridae. Bases 311 to 1546 code for a protein of 411 amino acids. Gene Ontology annotation, biological process: protein import into nucleus. The transcript has 5 exons. The record is from RefSeq and is a predicted model, not a curated record.
CUGCAAACAAGCUGCGUAACCUAGCUAACGCGACAACUGACCAGAGAUACAUUAUCGGCCCAGCCGUGAUAUCUUUAACGUCAUUUUUCAUAUUUUACUCUUACGAAUCAUGGCUACAGCCGGGCACAAUGACAAGCCAUUAACCGGUGGCACAAAGAUGAUGGUGGCAUAGUGAGAAAGUUGGGUCAGUCUGGCUGGUUGAGGUGUGGAGGGGACACCACAAACCACGCCAGUAUUCUGACAAAUUCCCACUGCCCUCAGUGAAUCUCCUCAUCGUCUCCAUGUCUAUCCCUGAACCAUAGCUACAAUUAUGGUGACGCUUAUCACAGAGCAGCUCCGUAAGCAGAGUCUGGAAGAGCCUUAUCACAAGGCUUUCUCGUUCAAUGUGAAUGUGUCAUUACCCGCAGUGGGCUCCAGUCCCACUAUCUCGUGGAGUGCCUGCAGAUCGACACAAGAGACCAGCUUAGCUACACACCCAUCAUCCAAAGCCAACCCUCAGGAUACUUCCUGUGGACUAGACCCCCUAUGGCCUCCUUACCAAGGUGGGGAACCUCUGCACAGACCAGAGGUUUCCAUUACAGACAAGGCUUUCCAGAGCUCUCCUCCCCCACCUCCUCCAAAACGCCACUGCCGUUCCCUUUCUGUUCCAGAGGACCUGUCUCGGUGCCGCUCCACCUGGCAUCCUAGUGCAUCCAAGGUUUGGACCCCAGUAAAACGUGGUUGCCAAAGUGGAGGAGCAUCUAGUUCAGGCUCUGGAGCCAGCUCUUUGCCACUUUGUGGCCCCGGUUCCUCAUUCACCUCUUCCUCCCUACACUCCUCCUCUAGCCCUACUUUCUUUAGCUUAGCACUGUCCUCUGACUCCCCACUACCAUGGAGCUUCCCAUGGGACCCCUGUGACACGCUUAAAGGAGCCUGCUCUGCCUCCUUUGCUACCCCUUCCUCCUGCUCCUCUUCACCGGCCCCCCUGGUUUCUCACUCAGUGCUACAUCGCCGCUUCUCCCUCUCCCCUGUGCACAUUCAGGACACCUCUGUGGUGCUCCUGCCCCCUCAGCCCUCCCCUGCUUCUGCUCUGACAUAUGGCUGUUCUGGCAUGGAGCACCCUGCCCUGUCUCCAUCUCCCACUUCAGCCUGCAGUACACCAUCCUCCUCUAGGCGCGACCUGCACCCAGCGCUGCCUCGAUGCCAUUCGCAGCCCUGCGACAUGCGAAAACCUCGCUUGAAGAGGCGCCAUGACCAAGAUGUCCUGCCAUGCCCCAGGCCAGGCCUCGACUUCAGCAAGAUGACACAGAUUGGUAAUGGCGAGACCCUAGUUUGUGGUACCAGUGGCUGCAUAGUUCCAGUGUCUUCCCAGGCAGAGCAGCACUCGGCCUUCUCCCCUGCCGAGUUCCUGGGACGAGCGAGCAUUGGGCCACUAAGUGAAAGUGAGGAGGAGGAGGAAGAAGAAGAUGAUGAUGAUAAAAUAAAAAGGACUGUGACAGAUGGAGGACAAACGAUUUUUGAAAGAGACUGCACAGAACUUGACUUGAACCUUAUAGAAGAGAACUGACCACCACUCCUUGGUGCUCAGUGUGAUUACAGCAUUCAUAACCAUGUUAAGCACACCUGUAGGCUUUGUGCGCUCUUCUGGCAGAGUCCUUGGGAACCUGCUGCCCUCCUAAGGCAUAUGUCUAGAGUUCAUAAUCAAGAACCAAGCAGUUAGGAGCUAUUAUCAAACUACAAUGGUAUGAUUGUAACCUUUUUGAGCUAGUUCACUGUUCAACAUUUCACAAAGUCACAGUGCCUGCCUAUUCAACACUCCAUAGGGAAAUGUGCAUGAGCAAAUACCGUAAGCCAGUUUUCAUGCACACAGAAUUUUGGCUAAUAUUUCAUGUUGAUACAAUUCUUAAUUAGCGUUAACCAUUGGUAUGCAUCUUGAUAUCCUUACAUAUACUCAUGAAACACUAUAUACUGGAGUAAGCAGAAGGUUCCUAAUAUUUCCUCAGAAGGGAUUUGAAUACACAAUAAACAACAGUUUAAUGGGAUAGAGGAAAGCAUUCCUCAAUGCCCUAUUGGAUACUGGACAUGACUGUAUGUAAGCUGUUAAAGAUGGACAUAACGCUACCAUGUAUAGGUCAGAAAUUUGAUUUGCCCAAACAAUAUAAGAAAUAUUGAUCUGUACGUAAAUGUAGGUUUAACAGGAUACAUUCCAGGAUUUUGCUGCAAUCCCUGAAAUCCCCCACAGACCCUAAAGACACAUAUACUUUUACUGCUGUUCUGUCAUUGAUUUUUAGUUUUUGUCCUUUUGGAGUUACUCUACUUCAUCAAAGGGAAACUUUUCUUAUACUGGCAAAAAGGAAAGCCCCCCCCCCCCCUUUUUUUUUUCUUUCUUUUUGUUCAUAUGUUGUUUUUGAUUUCAGCUUGAACUUUUAACACACCUUCUCAACAGUAAUACUGAUGAUACUGUAAACUGACCAUGCCUUAAGCUUGAAAUACAGAGUUCUUGGUGCUCUGGUCUUCUUUUCACAGCCAGACAUUUUUGCAAUCUCCAUUUGCGCUGAUUCAGAUAGUUUUGAAUGGGUGGCACAUGCACUAUAAUAGUCAAUUGAAUAACUGAAUCGAUGCUGCAGCUGGACUCCAUAGGGCACAAUGUAACGGACUGUACGGUGGUUGGGAGUACACAACAUCGAGCCAAUUCUGUGAGUGUAUGUGACAAAGGCGGUAGUGAUGCAGAUGAUUUGGUGGCCUUUCAGAAACGAUUUUUCAUGUGUUUUCAGAUGGAAAUAUUCCUGUUGCACAAUUUAUGUACAAAUAAAAUUUAAUAGAGAAUGAUA